GCUCGUGCCAUGAAGGGAUUUAAAGACAAUGAUGAAGGAUCCAAAGUGAUGAAAUCUGAAUAAAUUUAUGGAAGAAAUGGAUUGAAGACCAGAAGCAAAAACUCCUAAGUGGAGUCCCGGGACGAGUUUCUUUUUUUUUUUUGAUUUUCUUUCUGAAUCUUCCUCUCUGCGCCGCCAACAUGCCAGUUCUGGACCAAGACCCCUCUAAAGAUUCAGGGGGCAGUGAUGGUCUCCCUAAGCUGCCUCUCCCAGCCCUGAAAGAUACACUGGACUUGUACCUGAGGUGUAUGAAGCACCUGCUCACAGAGGAGCAGUUCAACAAAACCAAAAUCAUCGUGGAGCAGUUUGGAGCCCCUGGAGGAGUGGGAGAGCUACUGCAGAGCAAACUUGAGGAGAGGAGGGAGAACAAGGCCAACUGGGUGUAUGAAUACUGGCUGAACGACAUGUACCUGAACAACAGACUGUCUCUACCCGUCAACUCCAGUCCUGUGAUGGUUUUCCCCCAGCAGAACUUCAGGGCUCCCAUCGACUCUUUAAGGUUUGCUGCACACUUAAUUUCUGGAGUUUUGGAGUACAAGACUCUUCUUGAUGCACGGGCCCUGCCUGUGGACUACGCUCGGGGUCAGCUGGCUGGGACGCCUCUGUGCAUGGAGCAGUACUAUCGCCUCUUCACCUCUUAUCGUCUACCGGGGCCUGAAAGGGACACACUAGUGGCCCAGGAGAGCAGCGUGAUGCCUGAACCUGAACACAUCAUCGUGGCUUGUAAAAACCAGUUCUUUGUGCUGGACGUGGUUAUCAACUUCCGCCGACUGAAUGAGCGAGACCUCCUGACUCAGCUGGAAAGGAUCGCAAAGAUGGCUGAGAGUGAAGAAGAGCGGCUGCCACCAAUCGGUCUGCUCACUUCUGACGGACGCACAGAGUGGGCAGAGUCUCGGAGUGUGCUAAUGAGAGAGUCUACUAACAGGGACUCUCUGGACAUGAUCGAGCGUUGCUUGUGUCUGGUCUGCCUGGACGAGGCCACAGGACCGGAGCUAUGCGACACAACGCGAGCCAUGUUGAUGCUGCACGGCGGAGGAGUGGCCAAGAAUAGCGGCAACCGCUGGUAUGACAAACCCAUGCAGUUUGUCAUAGGAGCUGAUGGCUGCUGCGGAGUCGUGUGUGAACACUCACCGUUUGAGGGAAUUGUCCUGGUGCAGUGCACAGAGUACCUCCUCAAAUACAUGAUUGGCAGCCCAUCAAAGCUGGUCAGAGCCGCGAGUGUGAGCGAUCUGCACGCGCCGCGCAGACUCCGAUGGAAAUGCACUCCAGAGAUUCACAAACUCCUCGCCUCUUCUGCUGACAAGCUACAGAGGCAGGUAAAAAAUCUUGACAUGAAUGUCCAUAAAUUCUAUGACUACGGGAAAGAGUUCAUCAAGAAGCAGAAAAUGAGUCCAGAUGCCUACAUCCAGGUUGCCCUGCAGCUGGCUUACUACAGAUGUCAUGGCAGACCAGUGUCGACCUAUGAGAGUGCUUCUAUACGACGUUUUCAGGAAGGCCGAGUGGACAACAUCCGCUCAGCCACACCAGAGGCCCUGGCCUUCUCCAAAGCAAUGACUGAUGGGAAACCCAGUGCAAGUGACGCAGAAAAGAUGGAGAUGUUACGAGGUGCAAUAACUGCCCAGACAAAGUACACCAUCCAGGCUAUUACAGGGACGGCAAUAGACAAUCAUUUAAUAGGACUAAGAGAUAUUGCACAAGAAUUGAAGAUGGAGAAGCCAGAGAUGUUCAAAGACGAAGCCUAUCUCAUCAGCAAUCAGUUCAUCCUCUCCACAAGUCAGGUUCCUACGACUGUCGAGAUGUUCUGCUGCUACGGACCCGUGGUUCCAAACGGAUAUGGAGCUUGCUACAACCCUCAGUCGGACCACAUCAUCUUCUGUGUGUCUAGUUUUCGUGACAGCCCACAGUCGUGUUCAGCAGAGUUUGUAAAAUGUCUAGUGCAGGGACUCCUGGACAUGAGGGAUCUGUGCAAUAAGUUCAACUGCAGCUCCUCUACCGGGCAAAAACAGGGUCAGACGCUGGAGACCAACAUGCAAUCGGACAAAAACUGGCAAAUCAAAGUGCCGCAGAGACCGACAGACCUGAGCAAGAAUCAACAAACACUGCCUCAGGUUGUGCUGAAAACACCUGGGCAGAGUACCAUGGAGGCCCAAACCCAGACGCCAUCACAAGGAGAGACACAAGCUUUGAAGAAUGGAAGUAAAUAAAUAAGAAACUCUCUGUGCAAGAGGAAGUAUUGGUGGUGUGAAUUUAAGUGUGUUUUCUUUGCGUCUCUGUGCUGCAAUGACUUGAGUCAUUUAUGAAAUAUUCACCAUUACUGUGAAACAAAAAGUCGCGUAAAGCUGUUUUAUUGUUAACUGUAUGGUCAAAUGUAUCAAGUGCUGAUGAUAAUCUAUUAGAGAAUAUUAGAAGUGUGUGCUGUUGUCAAAACAAAUCAAAUAUGUAGUAGUAUCCAGGGUGUCUGUCAACAAAGAGUAGGUAAAAAUCAGCCAAAGAAAAAUAGUAAAGGUAUUGUUUGGUGAUGGUCAGUGGUACAGUCAAGGUUUGUGGGAAAUAAGGUUACGAUGAAAACGGGGGGGGGAAUAUAUAUACACUCAAGAUUAAUUUUGUCUUGUUCAUGUUGGAAUCAUUUUGUCAAUGGAGCCUGUCAGUCACGCUGACAGAGCAGAAAUUGUCUGUGAGUUAUGAUAGAUGGCUUAUUGUCUCACUGUAUGUCAACUUGCAAAUCGCAUGCUGCUAUCUACGGACUUCAAGAAGAUUAUCGUACACGAUAACACUAGAAUCUUCGAUGCAAUAACCACUUGUGUUGACUUUAAUUGUUGUCUAUUGUCCCACCUAUUAAGAUAAAUGGUAUGUAUAUUUCAGAAAAUAUGUAGACAUUUAGUUUUUACUGUAUUGUAAUCCAUAUACUGGGACUCAAACUGUGCUUGUGUAAAUAAGAAACAAAGAUAUAAGGGAAGCGUUUAUGUUUAUCAAAGAAUGUAAAGUCUUAUUAGAACUGUGUAAAUGUACAUUUUUGUGCAAAUAUAUCAACUGAGUUAUCUAUUUUUGUAUGAUUUUGUUUGUAACCUCAUGUUACAGGGUGAAAAAGUAAAUUUGAGUAUGAAGUUUAUGAAACUUACAAACCAGAGGUGAUCACUGUGUUUAAGACCGUCUACGUAUUGUAUUUAUGGAGUAUAUUGCAGAUUAAAAGAAAG
Molecule: messenger RNA, 3233 nt
Organism: Labrus bergylta (ballan wrasse)
Lineage: Eukaryota; Metazoa; Chordata; Actinopteri; Labriformes; Labridae
Gene: chata
Product: choline O-acetyltransferase a
Biological process (GO): neuromuscular synaptic transmission; acetylcholine biosynthetic process
Cellular component (GO): cytoplasm; neuron projection
Molecular function (GO): choline O-acetyltransferase activity
Source: RefSeq, a predicted model, not a curated record